Molecule: messenger RNA, 279 nt
Organism: Sporothrix brasiliensis 5110
Lineage: Eukaryota; Fungi; Ascomycota; Sordariomycetes; Ophiostomatales; Ophiostomataceae
Exons: 2
Coding region: 1-279 (92 amino acids)
Source: RefSeq, a predicted model, not a curated record
AUGGCCGACGAGGUCCAGGCUCCCGAGGGGCAAGAGGCCGCCAAGGACGCCCACAUGCCGAGCAAGACAUAUGAGAAGGAUAAUGAUGCCUCAUCCAUCAAAGAGGCCGCUCGUGGUGACAAUCUACCGCCGGGCUACUGCAAGAACAUCCAAUUUAUCGGCUUGGUCGUGCGCUUCUGUCUCCGCUACCUCAUGAUUUUUGCCGCCGUCGCCAUGGUCGGUUUCGUAGUCUCUCUCGCCUCGUUGACGCCUGGCACCAAGUCGGCUGGCAUCGCCUGA